Molecule: messenger RNA, 663 nt
Organism: Lichtheimia ornata
Lineage: Eukaryota; Fungi; Mucoromycota; Mucoromycetes; Mucorales; Lichtheimiaceae
Exons: 4
Coding region: 1-663 (220 amino acids)
Source: RefSeq, a predicted model, not a curated record
AUGAAGAAAACCAUCCAUCUGGGUCUCAUUGGUGGGCAAUUCGAUCAUCAAUAUACCUUUGACCUUCAAGGCUAUUUGACGGUGCAUGAUUUCCAUUCUACAUUAUGUCUAUUCAAUGAAGCUGCAAAGAGACAUCCACCACCUGGUCACAAGGGGUUGUGGUGUACCACCCUAUUUGCAUUCUGGGCAUUGAUAACCGCCAUCACAUACACCAUUUGGAUGUACAUUUUCAAAAAGACCAAUGCCUUCAUUCUAUUGAUGGUGCCGAGUACAAUGCUUCUCACGACGCUGUUGUGGGUAUGGCGAUAUCGACGUAUGCAGCGAAGGUUCCAAAGCCGGCUCAUUGAAUUGUGCACUCGUAUCAAUGCAACCGAAAACAUUCGAGGUAUCAAUUAUCGCUUGAUGAAACGUGGUGUUGACAUGGUGACACAAGCCGAUCAAGCAAGGGCUGUGUGGCAUGCUUCCUAUGCAUUGUUGAUUGAAUUGGAUGAUCGUUAUCUUGCCCUUGGAUCGAGUCCAUCUCAACGUCUAGACAUGACUACUAUUCCAAUCCCAUACCGACCACCAUCACCACUCCCACCGGUUGCCUACUCGUUGAAACAUGAUGAUGAUGAUCCGUAUAAUAAUGAUAGCAGCUUUUUUUAUGACAAGGAGAAACAAUAA